AUGUCGGGAAUUAGACCGACUGUCCCAAGUCAUUGGGAACUUAGACGAGAACUCAUUCGGGAAAUUAGAAGAGACUGAGAAAACUUAUGGCUUCAUACGGUUUCGUGGAAUAAACUCUAGAUGCAAUCAUCAAUGAGCACAAUCCACAAUGUAUAGUGUGGAUCACUACGACAAUGUAUAGUGUACACCAAUACUUGAUAGUUAAUCGCUCGGUCUUAGUCUUUUUGCUCUUCUUCUCAGAAGGUACAAAAAGGCUGAAAGACCUCUUUACUACUCGACCAUGUAGUGCCUGAGGUAACAUGACAUGACAUGAGUCACAUCUACAACCGCAAUUAUGGCUUCUACCUUUUACCCCUUCUAAUCUCACGUGCUACCAGCAGACGGGUCAGUGAUCCUAUUCGCUGAUCGAAGGAGGGGCGUCCAAGAAAGGAAUCCAGCACCAGGUGUAGCGGAACUUUUUCAGGGAGACAAUGCGUCCUGUGCAACGAAGAUGCAUAAAGUUGCAAAGGAUGGAGUGUUUUUGCAGCUUAGGACGAGUAAAGAAUUUGAAGCAAGGAGGCAGAAAGUUGUAGAUUAUGACGGCAAAUUGUGAUGGUCUCAACAGCAAUCAAUCAUUUUUUAUCCAUGUAGUUUACCUUUGAAGCUGAAUGAUUUCAAGCAACUUGCUCAAGCGAAAGACCUCGUUCGAUCAGCAACUUCUCUCUUCAACGCCAUCAGUCGUGCAUUGGAACGAUGCAUCAGUUUCUCUUCUAACUCCGACUUUUGUCCGAAGUAGACGCUCAGGCGGACGCUGCGAGAACAGAGGAGGCGGGAGAAGAAGGCGUGCCGGAAGGUGGCUUCCCACCUACUGAGUAUGCAGUUAUCCGCGACACUCUUUUUGCAGCGACGAGCACGCCUAGUACGAGCAGUUCGACGCCCAUGGAGGAAGAUGCACCACCACCACCUCCAGUCGCAAAUCCUAAUGCUUAAGGCAGAUAUGUGGUUUUUGUCAAUCUACUUGUCUGUUUCAGACAGUCUUUUGCCUUACGUUUUCUGUUUGUGUGUCUGUGAAACCAUUUGGCUUCUACGGUGACCACGAAUGGUCAUAUCAGGAGCACAAACAUGACAUGACUAUUCCUAUGUGGCAUCCCUAUCCAUGAAACCAGAAUCUUACUUGACUCGAGUCAUUCUCUUCCUCUACUCAACAUUGUCUGUACCAAAACCUGAUCUCUACUAACAUUUCGUCAAGUUCGGAGAGCUCGCGCUUUCCUUCGUGAAUGACUUGACAGUCGUGAAUGCGCGAGUGGAAACAGAUGCUGCGACGUUCUUGUCCAAGCAGACUGUAGACGAGCUGCAUGCCUUGGCUUUUAGUAGUGAACAGCCAGCGGAUGGGGGAGAAGCACCACCAAAGCCGAACUUACUCGAGUUCCCGGCCAUAGCAGAGCUGAUGCCUGAUGACGUGGAGUUUGAAUACAGGCAUAGGCCUGUGAAGUUGAGCUACACUUUGGAGAACAGCCAGAAGAUAGAAGUGCAUCCAGACGGCAGCUGUUUCGUGAAGUGGCCAACGGGUGGAGGGCCCGCUCAACAAGGAGGGGUGGGUCGGUCCGCCGGUGUAGCAGGCUCCGACGCCUGUUAUUACGAAGCAGGGCAGGUAGAAGAUAGCGAAGUGUGCCGAAAGGUGCAACCCGAUGGCACAUUUAUGCGAUUUUUGCGCAGCACAAGGAUAGAGCUCUACUAUGCGGACGGAACAGUAGCCUACCGCAAUCCAACUGUCAGCGAAUUAGCAGAAGUUCCGGCAGAGGGCGACGAGUGGCUAGCACACUUGCAGCUGUCGUACGGAAACCAGGACGUCACUGACGACAACGCAAUUCAAGCGGGCUUGCCUGGUCACUGGGUGGUCACGAAACUAGAUGGACGGCGAGUUGGGCGUGGGGACAAUGUCGAAGAGCUAACGGAAGGUCUCAGAGUUGUGUUGAAGAAUUUGAGGAUGGUGGAUGACGGCGAAAAAUUCGAAUACGAUUUGAAGCCUGUGAGCACGGUGAAACAGCAGGACCCGUCGACAGGAUACUGUUAUGACACACUUGGGUUUUUUGGGACUGUACUUGAUGUAUUGUUGUAGAAGAAAUAGAAGACAGGUAAGUAGUUCUAGUGUCUCGUAGCACUACGAAAUAGAAAUGAGUAAACUAAGUAGUAGAGCUGAUACGUUCGGAUUUACAUUAUCUGGCUGAUCUCUAAUUUCUGGUAAGAACGACGUCCGCCAGUGGCCUCAUGAUGACAGUAACUAGAGUGCUCAUGUUUGACAGUAACUAGAGUGUCUCUAAUUUCUGGUGACGACGUCCGCCACUGGGCUCAUGAUGCUGGAAUCGGAAGACAAGAGCCAGCAGAGAGUCAUAACGAACGACGCCACCGUUAUCACAACACAAGCGACGGUAACAAUACCUUACUUCAUUACUCAGGGCACUAACGGCUAUCGCUUGUGUUUGGUGGUAAUGGAGAUACUUAUCAAAAUUUGGAACCGUACAGGUGCCAUAUUUUGGCUUUUCGACACUCACUCAUCAGGCAACCGCUGGCAUCACUGACGUGAUCAUAGAGAAACCGGAUGUGAUGCCGAAAAUUGUGAUUGUGUGGGACAACUACAGCCUCCAGAGGAAUACCAAGAUGAGCAUCUACGCAACAGACGGAAGCGUAUUCGAGGUGACGCCAAAAGAGCUGAACCACGAUGGCAAACUGGUGCCUUGUCCAGUAGAACACACAGCGACACACACAGCAGCGACGCUCAGACAUGCAGUACUUAUUUUACUGUUUCUUUUACCUAGAAAAAUGGUUGUGACGCCCGCAUUCGGAAUUUGUGAAUGCACCUUGUUGAAGAUUGAACGCAAAAAUCUCGAAAAGAAGCCUUAAAGACGUGUGAAUACAAUCAAUCUUUCCCAAACCUUCUACUCCAUCAGUCCUCGUCUUGCCUCGUGAAGUCUGACGGUCUAGGGGAAGUCGAUGUUUUUACGAAAGGUGACGUCGAUGAGCACGGAGAAGAGGCUCUUUUGAAGAGGGAGACGGAUGCUGGGUUCUAUACCGUGAAUUUGACGCAGAAUGAGAUGAGAUUAAUGGACAAAGAAAGGAACAAAUUCUGUCUUAACGGUGACCAAACUGUCGAUUUUCAAUUAGCGGUCAGCAUGAGCGAAGACGGGAAAUUCGAAGAGCCGAAGUGCGCGAAGGUAUAGUACCAAAGUUGUAGAUCUAAUACGCAUACGCAGUAGCUUUAAAAGGAGUAGACAUACUUUGUACUAUGCUGCUGAUGAAUAGAGAAAGGUCCCUUACUUGGCCAACCGACAUCUCCCUGAUCACCACCCCACAGCCCUUGCAGCAGUAUCUAUUGUCAUCCAAACCACACAAUAACUCCACCAACACCCCACAGCCAUUGCAGCAGUAUUGUCACCCCGAGGCUGCUUUUCUGCCAGUACCACCUACAGCGCCACCACCGAGAUUAUUCGUCAUAUACGCAGAUGGCGAAGCAGAGGAGCUGGUGGAAAAAAAAAAUGUGGACGAGGCCUUCUUUGCCGUCAAAGACAUUGAUGAUUAUGAUGUUGAGGUGAACGAUGAAUGUUGAUGUUCGCGAAUUUUCUUGUUUUUGUAGUAGCGGUAGGUUGGUUCCUUCUCCACACAAACAAUUUCUUUUCCCCAUGUCCAUAAACCCAUUAUUUUAACGCUUUUUUUGCGCAGGCUCAACUUCUUCCCGAGUCCCACAAGCACCAACUUCUUCAACCCAUGUCCCACACCCUUUCAUACCCCAGUCGUGUGCGUUCGUGACGAGGCACUGCAGUAUCCUCUAGAGGGUUGCCGAUCAAACACGAUAUACAAAUCGUUGCCGACGAUGCCACGUGGCCUAAGGUAUCAUGAGAAGAUAGUCCUGCCAGACUGCGUGAGAGGAAUAUACUCACCAAUGGACAAACUAGAUGCGCCGAUUAUUGCAAGUGAUGCGAUUCCGGAGUUCACGUCAUUCACGCAGUGGAUCGAGUAUCCUAAGGUACUAAAAAUUCUUUACGUCAUUCACGCAGUGGAUCGAGUAUCCUAAGGUACAACUAAAUUUAAUAUUUUUUCUGGUGGAAAGAAAGAAACUAACCAAGUUUCGUUGUUGUCUUUAUUCCACUAUCGUACAAGGAUUUUAACUGUUGAAUUCCUCUACGACUUCCGAGUGUUCUGGAAAGAAAGAAACUAACCAAAUUUCGUUGUUGUCUUUAUUCCACUAUCGUACAAGGAUUUUAACUGUUGAAUUCCUCUACGACUUCCGAGUUAUGGUGAAGUUUUCCAUUACACCUCUACUAAUUUUUCCCAUCCUCUCGUUCCAUCUCCAUUGGACCAAUCCUGUUCACCAAUCUCCCUACAGAUAACAGACUCCCGAAAGGCAGAGUUUCUGCAGAUCAAGAAGAAUUAUCAUAGAUGGGAACUCGAACACAGUGCUGUGUGGGCUGAAAUACAGCGAAAAGAAGCGGAAAAAAAGGCAAAAGACGCAAAGAAAAAGAAAAAGCCAGACGCAGGUGCGUUAUUGAACUAGUUAUUAGUCUCAUCGGACUCUUCCUAGACGUUCUUUGGCUCUGAGUCAAUUUAUGAGUCAGAUCUUAGAAGACUCACUCUGAAUUUAUGAACAACUUUGGACCUUGUCUUCGCAUUGUCGGUUCCGUAAGUAUCAUCCUAGACUUGGACUCUCGAAGGUCGUUGUAAUAGAUUCUGAAAGCGCGACGUCCUUGUGGCAGAUGAUCCGAUCAUUAGUUUAUCAAGAGUAGAAAUUACCUGUCAAAAAUGUUAGCGAACCUUUUCUCACAAUAGAAAUUCCAUUCCUUUUUUUCGUGUUUAUAGCGGUGACUGACCGGACUAAUCGGGUAAAGCACUGCUUAGCAUAGUUAGAGUAGACUCGGAACUUCGUUUGUUUUUUGGAUGUAGCAGCAGCGUUCCACUGCAAGAUGGGGUAAUAGUGUCACUUAGAUUUUCAGAUCGUCGUUGUCGACGCACUAAAUUCCAAAUAGAUAGACAAAUCAGCUGAACAAGGAUUGGUUAGUUUCUCAAUAGACCUGUAAACGAAGUUUUUUUUUAUUGAUAGAGUUUUGUACUUCGUCAGGUAAGCCAUUAGUCUUUUCAUCAUUAUGUAGAUCAUCGUCUCAUAAUUCAGGUUUAUAUCUGUUCUUUUCUUCCAUACAAUCUCACUGAUACGUGAUUUUGUCCGAUAUAUGUUUCGGUCGUCGAAGUAGUGUUUGUUUUUUCGUGCUAGCUGGGUAUGGUAGGUCAUAGACUUCGUCCCUUAUAGUUGAAUGUUAGUGUCAGUCUGUGUGAAGCAAAAUCACGCGACGAAGAAAUUCGAAGUGAAAGAGAGAAUAUGUUUUUUACGAUUCAAAAACAGGAAAAAAGGGAAAGAAAGAAGAAGCUGCGCCAGAACCAGUGGAAGAGGAGAAAUAUGAAGGUAUAAAUCAUUCAUAAUGAGAUGAGUGCAAAAAGUCUAAGUUGGGUACAAAACUCUUCAGCAGCCAACAAUGUCCGCGAGAACACUCAGCGGGCCCUAACCUAACCUAACCUAUUGUGUAGUUUGUUGUACAGUGCACAAACAUGUUGCUUUGUUCAAAGGAAAGGAAAAAAAAAUUACAAUGACUGCUGCUCUCUCAUGUAUCUUUACAUUGAAGUAGGAAAAAUAGCAACUACGGGACCGGUAGGGGUACCCCUAGCACACAACAAUGAGCAGUAUGUCAACAUUGAACUACAACAAGAAAAUGACAUCUUCAACUUCAUCAACAUUUGGCAAAACAACCAUGGCAAAACAAGGUCCGCCAUUUUCGAUGGACCAGCUGAUGGACAAAGUAAUAGCGUUUCGAGCCCAAGAAGCGCCGCGAGUUCCGGCAUCACGUAUGUUUGACGACCUGGAGAAGAAGAGACCAGAAGUGAUGGCUACUAGGAUACAGGUAUUGAUGCUAGGUCUUUCCAUUUGCAUUUUUUACUUAUAGGGAAGAGCUUUCUACGUUCUGCUUCUUGGAAGAUCAUGAUUUACAUUUUUUGCAUGAUGCGAGCAACAGAAGCGGCAUGAUCAAGUAGAAAAUGAACACUUUGAUGAAGAUGCGAUUCUUAUCAUAUCAUCCAUUGGAACUCUCCCCACUUCAACCACUACAGAGCUCUCUCCGAGCAAAACGUGCGCGACAGGAAGUUGCGGAAAGAAGAGCGGAGGCCGACCGCAAGAAAAAGAAGCCGGCAGCAGUAGUCUUAGACGAGAGUCUGAAGAAAGUCGAGCUCACCGAAGAGGACUCGCAGAAAAAGCCAAUGACUCAUGUAGAUCUCGGACUGAACUUAUGCAUGGACUUCAAAUAGUACUUGGUUGGCUAGAUGGUUGGCUAGGAGUUCAAGUUUGAUGGUUCCAGCUAGCUAAGUGGCUAGUACGUGAUUUAGUCCGACUGAGAACCAAUGCAACGGCAUCUAUCGUUAAGGGAUUGUGCCAACAAGAUAAUGUUGCGAAGUACACGAUUAUAUGCAACUCCAAUUUCUUCUUCACUUUCGUCUUCCCAACAAACUCAACAAACGACCGCCCAUUUCUAAUCCUCUUCAAGUAUUUCGCUAGCCAGAAGGGCUUGAAGUUUUUGCUGGAGAGUGGCCUCUUGGACCCGGAUGUGAGAUCACAUGUUUUGGAGAAGCCGAAAAUGCCGGAUCUAGACUUGGACCAGAAGAUAAAGUCCAUCUGGCAACCAAGACUAGUUUUCGAAGAGGAAAACGUGUAUCUAGACACGCAGCAGCUAUUUGAAAACUCUCACGCAGACUUCGACUACGGGUACGAACGAGGGCUCAGCCCAGAAAACACGGGAGCUGGAGGAGAGUACAACUACCAUCAUUCUCAUUAUUUUAUCACUUUGUACCCAGGCACGUUGGCAUUCUUGUAAUGUCAUUGUUCAUUAUAUUUUAAGUACACUCACACGACUUCUUGUCCAUUCGUUUCAAUCCCACCUUUUCCUCUUUCCCAGUCCAAUAGCCGCUGCGGAACACGAGAGUACGGAUAAGAAUUAUACUGCGCAACUUCUAGCAUCUGGCGGGAGGCCAAUGGAGCAAUCUGACUUGGGAGACGAUACAUUCUUUCUAUGGCAACGUUUCGCAAUUACUAGUGUUUACAGGACUAUCUGUCACGAUUAUCAUCAGAAUUGCUUUUCCAAUUGUUUCUUCUCGUCGGUAGGGCCCUACUGGAAUUCUCGUCAGGAAGUAAAUGCUUUCGAUCUCAACUUUGAUGCCUUGCUCACUUCUAAAACUUCCCAGUCCCCGUGAAGACCGUCGACCUAGUCGUUGUUCCAGUCCAAAGGGCCCGCAUCCGGAUAAGAAGGGUCCGCAUUGGGAUGUGUACGGUAACAAGCGAAUGGUCGGCAAGCCAAUAUCGCAGGCAUUCAUCAGUGUGAAUGACGCUUACUUGCAGAGGGAAGGACCAACAGACAAGAGGACGCGAACAAGCAGCUUUUAUGUUUGGUAGACUGGUCAAGGUCGUAGUGUUCAUGUUCUCAGAUGUAGUUGAAUUUCAAAUUCAUUGGCUUCUGUCUCUUCUCCAAUCCAGUACUCCUUCACUCUUCUUAGAACGCUUCUAGUACGAGCAGCACAAAAACCUCUCUAAAGCCCAGUGAACAAAAAGAACGCUCUAGAAGCACCUGGCGUACAGCAAGUGUUGAAGAGCGGUUGCCACGUCCUUACCGGUGACCCUAAGCAGACGCUUGCACGCGCAAAAGGAGCUGUGCAGGCUCUGAAGACCGAGGAUGCUUCGAAGGACCUCAAAUGGGAGCUUUCCGCCACGAUGCAAGGCUUGGGCGAUCCGAAUAAGCUAGUAGAAGCCGUCCCAGGUCAUGUGCGCUUUGGUUUGUUGCGAAGAGGCGCGGUUUACCAGAUCACCCUGCAACUGAAGAACCUAGACUGCGAACCGACGCGGUUUAACAUCAAGCAGCCAGAUUCGGAAUACGUGAAGAUUGCGUAUUCACCGAUGCCUGUCGCACCUGGGUUGUCCAUGAACGUUUCAGUGGAACUGUGGGGAUGGCAUAGUGCGAAAAUCCUGCAGGUGAUCGAAGCCAGUUGCAAGGCAGCGAUAGUUUAUGAUUGGCAGACAGAGAUAGAACAACAGUUGAAGUUACUAACCGACAACGACAUCGAAAGAGUCGUACUUUGUAUCUUCUCAAUGUAAAUAAUUUCAUCAGUCAAUCUUUAUCUAUCUAUCACGUAAUUUAUUCGUCCAUCGAGUACAACAGUACAAUGACAUCAAUUCUCCGUUCAUAUUCCGAAGAUCCCUGUUUCCGCUCGUGUAGUCGAAGCCGAGGAGUACGACCGCUUGGACGCUGAGAGUGUCCUCCUCAACGGAAAGCGGAUUAUGGGCUCGCACGUUCGAUUACAGGAGUACUCUAGUGAUAAACUUGGCGCAGCCUAUAUCGCGCCCAAUGACUUCCAAUCGAUGGCGGAAGGCCACGGGGAUGAGUCAGAGAUGCUGCUGAAGCGACAACAGCAACUCAGGGUCUACGGCUCAGUCGAGCGCUCACGCGACGAAGACGGGGGUGAUGACGUGCCACAACCGCUUAGCUACAGCGAUCCGGAGGAGGCGAUGUGAACAAGGCUGUGGAAGUUCGGUAGAUCAAGCGUCUCAGAAUAUGCGAACUGUUAGAUCAACUUGAUAUUCUUCAGAGUGAAAUAAGUUACCUAGACUAGAAAAGCCAUACAAGUAGAUUCAUCCAGACUCAGCAAAGGUAAAUAGAAUUUGUUUAUCCUCUUAUGAUGUUUUGUAAUCGUACACUCAGUUCCUGUUAUGAUAUGAGGGAAGAAGAAGAGGUGUCGCCAGCUACCUCGAAGAUGGGCCUUGUUUUUAGAGAUUAAGAUUACAGGAUUUACAUUACAGAAAAAUUAGGAUACUUUUAUCUACACUAAUAGGAGAAUUAGAAAGUAGAACGACCACGUACACGAUUGUAAGACUAGUAUACCCAGAGCAGUGGGAGGCGAGAGGAGUACAAAUGACACGCCCUUCUGCUCAAGAAAAUGACAGAAAUUAAGUAUGACUAAAGACCGAUGUGAAUAGGGAAGAGAAAUCGUCCUCGCCCCAGGACUUUCUCUCUAUGACGUGAAGAUACUCUGCGUAUGCAUGCUAGUUUGUUGUGCCAUAGAAUAAAGCUAUUUGUUUAGCCAAGAAAAAUCGGAAUUUGAUUUGUCAGAAUCCUUGUUAUUAAAGUGCCUAAGCCUAAUCGUGCCAGACCUUGAUAUAUUGGAAGACGUUGGAUAGUUUUGAAGACACUAGAAUUAGUUUGUUUCGUUAUUGAGUAUCGUUUUCUUUGUCAGAUAUCUUUUUCUCUGAUUGAUUAUAGCAUCCAAAUCUCGUAAUAUCUAUGCCUUAACAUGUAAUGUCGCGCCUCCUGAAGCAUAUCCAAAGACAACAAUGCACAUGCAGCAGCUUGAACAGAUAUUAUCAUUCUGUUUUGCAUAGACUUUCUUUGAUAACAGACACUAUGAAUUACUUACUCUCACUGUGGAGAAUAGUACAAAGAAAAAUCAUUCUCAUUUCAUGUCCAUACCAGAUGACGCUACUACUAACUUCAAAACUUGAACUUCGCCGUUGUUAUUAAUCAAGAAUGUCUCUUCUUCAACAUCAUGAUCAUCUUCAUCACUUCCAUCAUGCAUGACAUACACAAAAAUCUCCCCUGGGAACCAUAACGCCCAACUUGUGCAGUUUAUGUUAGCCUUCUAGUGUGGGAAGCAAAGAGGCACG
Amoebophrya sp. A25 is the source of this 9718-nucleotide messenger RNA. The record is from the annotation of a GenBank genome assembly. Lineage: Eukaryota; Dinophyceae; Syndiniales; Amoebophryaceae.